AUGUCAUUAUACUUAGAUGCGGCAUCAGUUCUAUAUAGAGACUCCGGCAGCGGUGGCUCGUUCAAAUCCCGGGUCUACAAGUCAAAACUCAGAUCACCUGCAAGGCAAGUCUACGCUUUGAUAACUGAGACUGCAAAAUGGGAUAUCCUUCUCAAAGAGGUCGUUGAGAAUGCCAACUUUCUUCCGGUUGAACCAAAGCUCACCCCACUGCUCUCGAUUCUCCUAGUCCACGACUUCCUGUUAACGAAAAAAGGCAUUGUGGCUCCUUCAAACCACCCUUUGCGUUUGGCAAUCGAAAGACAUAAAUCUCGCAUCAAAGCGGAGUUCGUCAAGUCCCGAGUGCAUCGACAAUGCGCCUCCAUCGAGGAACUCGAAGCUCUCGUCAAGAGGCAGAAAAAUGCUUCCGGACGGGAAGAUUCAAUAUUUGGCCCUCCUAGAUGGGCCAGGAUAAAUAAUGUGAUUACAUCGCUUGAUGAGCAGUUGAAGACAACAUUUUCGGCUUACAAAUUGGUCCACUCGUUAUCGGAGUUAGUAGCCACUACUCCAGACUCUCUCUAUCAAGACCCUCACAUCCCAGACCUUGUAGCUGUGUCACAAGAUGCACAGCUAGCGUCAUCAGCAGCUUACAAGAAAGGUAUGAUAAUACUGCAGGACAAGGCGUCGUGCUUUCCAGCGUAUUUGCUCCUGGGCUCUGACGCGGCAAAAUGGAAGGGGGAUUUGCUGGAUGCCUGUGCGGCUCCUGGUAACAAGACAACCCAUCUUGCCUCACUACUAUGUUCAAGUUCAAAAAGUCAUUUUGGUGACAGGAUACACUCAACUCAAGAUAAAUUCACCAUAUUUUCAUGCGACGUCUCGCCAAACCGGUCACGAAUUUUACAACGGAUGGUGGCUAUCGCUGGUGCGGAAACGAUGGUUUCUGUCUUGCCUGGUCAGGAUUUCCUUGCCCUCUCCCCGGAUGACAAGCGUUUCCAAGAUGUGACGGGUAUACUUCUGGAUCCCAGUUGUUCUGGGACGGGGAUAGUUGGAAGGGACGACAUGCCUUGCCUAGCUUUGCCAAGUUUGCAAGACCCUCAUGACCGUGGUAUGAAACGGAAACGUCAUGCUCCCACUCCACUUCCAACACUUGGGAGACCUGCAGCCUCCGAACCUCAAAAUACAACUGAUAUCGAUCCUGGCCGCCUCACCAAGUUGUCUAACCUCCAAACCCGAAUUGUUGAGCAUGCGUUUAAGUUUCCCAACGCUACACGAGUCACGUAUAGCACCUGCUCUAUUCAUGUGCAGGAGAAUGAAGUCGUCAUUGCACGCGUCCUGAAGUCACCGGUAGCGCAGCGGCGUGGAUGGCGGAUCGUUUCAAGAAAUGAACAGGUUGAAGGACUACGAAAGUGGAAAUACCGGGGCAUAACGCAUGGGGAGUCUGGAGAUGGAGGAGGGGAGAUCUGGGAUUUGACUGAGACGGAAAGGGAAGGAUGUUUGCGAUGUUGGCCAAACGAUAAGGAGUGUACAGGAGGGUUCUUUGUGGCUGGAUUUGUUCGGGACGGUAGCUUCGAGGGAAAUAGGAAUGUUGUGGAUACCACGAUAUGCCCGACCGGCGGUGGGAAAGAGACAGAAGGAAAUGGUAAUGAUGCUCAAUUUGAUGAGGAAUCGGAUUGGGAGGGGUUUGGAGCGGAGUAA
This is a messenger RNA of Histoplasma mississippiense, 1671 nucleotides long. RefSeq lists its product as hypothetical. Gene Ontology annotation, molecular function: methyltransferase activity. Gene Ontology annotation, biological process: rRNA base methylation. NCBI's taxonomy places the organism in Eukaryota, Fungi, Ascomycota, Eurotiomycetes, Onygenales, Ajellomycetaceae. The record is from RefSeq and is a predicted model, not a curated record. Gene Ontology annotation, cellular component: nucleolus. The transcript has 2 exons. The coding region runs from base 1 to 1671 and encodes 556 amino acids.